UUUACUCAGCAGGAACCACAGCCCAGGCAAAAUGAAGCUUUUAAUUAGCAUCAUUUUUUGCUUCCUGGUCCUGGGAGUUAACAGCCAAAGAUGGGGCGAAUUCCUCAAGCAAGCUGGUCAAGGGACUAGAGACAUGUGGCGAGCUUACUCUGACAUGCGGGAAGCCAAUUACAAAAAUUCAGACAAGUACUUCCAUGCCCGAGGGAACUAUGAUGCCGCCCGUAGGGGACCUGGGGGUGCCUGGGCUGCUAAAGUGAUCAGUAAUGCCAGAGAGAAUAUUCAGAGAUUGACAGGCCAUGGAGCAAAGGACUCAAAGGCUGACCAGUUUGCCAACGAAUGGGGCCGGAGUGGCAAAGACCCCAAUCACUUCAGACCUGCUGGCCUGCCUAAGAAGUACUGAGUGUCUUCUCUCUGCUCUCCAGAAAUCUAGCUGUGA
Marmota flaviventris (yellow-bellied marmot) is the source of this 436-nucleotide messenger RNA. RefSeq names its product serum amyloid A-3 protein-like. Lineage: Eukaryota; Metazoa; Chordata; Mammalia; Rodentia; Sciuridae. The record is from RefSeq and is a predicted model, not a curated record. Gene Ontology annotation, cellular component: extracellular region.